UCAAAGGCCCGCCUCACCUCUUCGAACCCUAGAAUCCAAGAGGAAAUAUACAUUACAUAGCUAUAGAUAUUUUUCGUACGGAAGCUUAGUAUCGGUAGCCAUGGAUAUGCAGAGCGACUUCGAUCGGCUCCUCUUCUUCGAGCACGCUCGCAAGACAGCUGAAGCAACAUACGCCAAGAACCCUCAGGAUGCCGAUAACUUGACGAGGUGGGGAGGAGCGCUGCUUGAGUUAUCUCAGUUCCAGAGCGUGCCCGAUUCAAAGAAGAUGAUUCAAGACGCGAUCUCGAAGCUGGAGGAGGCGUUGAUGCUGAAUCCCAAUAAACACGACACCCUUUGGUGCCUGGGAAAUGCUCACACUUCUCAUGCGUUUCUGACUCCUGAUCAGGAUGAGGCCAGGGAUUAUUUUGACAAGGCAUCUCAAUACUUUCAGCAAUCUGUUGAUGAGGAUCCAGGGAAUGAUCUUUAUCGCAAGUCUUUAGAAGUGGCAGCUAAGGCUCCUGAACUACACAUGGAGAUCCAUAAACAAGGUUUUAGUCAACAGGCGAUGGGUGCAGGGUCCUCUACUUCUACUGGUACAAAGACUUCGAAGAAAAAGAAGAGUAGCGAUCUCAAGUAUGACAUAUUUGGAUGGAUAAUCCUUGCUGUUGGCAUUGUUGCAUGGGUAGGCUUUGCUAAAUCCCAUGUGCCACCACCUCCUCCAAGAUAAGCAGUGUUGGUAUGUAUAUCAGGUACUUUGGAGAUGAAACAACCAUCAGAGGUUCGAGAAGAUUGAGAACUACAUGGUUUAUUCCAUGUACAAGUUAAUUUUUUAAUGAAGUCGUGUUUUCCAAAUGUAAACUGAUUAAUAAGUAGCUGUCAUCCAUAUGAAAUAUUAAUUUUUAAUCUCGGUGAAUAUUGGCUGAGAAGCUUUAGGUUUUUCAAAUUUUAUGUUUGCCAUGUGUCAUUGUUGUGGUACAGCCUUGUUUCUUUUUCAUUACCACAUUUUAGAGGAUGUAGUUAAGGCUGAGAUUCACUGCCUGGUAAA
This is a messenger RNA of Vitis riparia (riverbank grape), 1024 nucleotides long. RefSeq names its product mitochondrial import receptor subunit TOM20. Gene Ontology annotation, biological process: protein insertion into mitochondrial outer membrane. NCBI's taxonomy places the organism in Eukaryota, Viridiplantae, Streptophyta, Magnoliopsida, Vitales, Vitaceae. The coding region runs from base 101 to 706 and encodes 201 amino acids. Gene Ontology annotation, cellular component: mitochondrial outer membrane translocase complex. The transcript has 6 exons. Gene Ontology annotation, molecular function: protein binding. The record is from RefSeq and is a predicted model, not a curated record.